ACACGAGAGAAAACCUAUGCUUUCACCUCCAAUUCUUUUGUUUCGACAUCGUCGAUUUGUGGUACCCAUCAUUCCCAACUGCUCAUUCGGGCGACCUUGAGCUCCGCUGCGUCGAGAAAUCUGUAUGAGCGGCGUUGCGUAACAUUGUUAAUGCAACCACGUGGACCGGCGGCACUUCGAGUGCUUGCCUCCAGUUGUCCAGAUGAAACGGCGAAGGCGCCAGAAAAACAUGCUUACGUCUUCGCUUAAGGGUCUGUACAGGAUGGCGGUGGACUUCCUCUCGACAAUAUACUGCCCUCUUUCUUGGGACGACGACGAGCUUGAACCGGAAUACGACUUCGAGCUUCAGGACUGCCUCAAGAAGGGCAACAACAUCAACACUACGACGACCACGAAUGAGAUCACCCUGCCGGAUAACUACGACGAGGAAGAGGAGUACGACGAGAACUUCCUUCUAGUCCUCGAAACUCAGGAAUCAACGCUAGACGAAGUUUGGGACAAUGUGUUAGAGCAAGCGUGGGCCUUGUCAGAAUCCAUAGGAAAGUAUAUCUUGCUUGCGUGACGGACUACUUGUGUACAGACAGUUAAUGAUGCGACCCGCAUCCCGUGAGACAGUGAUAGUGCAGUCUAUGGACACCAGGUGCUGGACUUCGUGAAGCUGCAAUUCUGGACUCCUGUGAACUCUCAAGAAUCUUUGGAUGGGCAAUUCCUGUAUCUAGUGACCUCGCGAGUGUUUUAAAAUUUCUAUGACUAUAUGAUAUGUGAGCAGUGCUCCUACGGAAAUGAAGGUGCGAGUGUCAUAGAAAUUGA
Molecule: messenger RNA, 810 nt
Organism: Ornithodoros turicata
Lineage: Eukaryota; Metazoa; Arthropoda; Arachnida; Ixodida; Argasidae
Exons: 2
Coding region: 203-562 (119 amino acids)
Source: RefSeq, a predicted model, not a curated record